This is a messenger RNA of Salvia miltiorrhiza (redroot sage), 636 nucleotides long. RefSeq lists its product as uncharacterized. Bases 1 to 636 code for a protein of 211 amino acids. The transcript has a single exon. The record is from RefSeq and is a predicted model, not a curated record. Lineage: Eukaryota; Viridiplantae; Streptophyta; Magnoliopsida; Lamiales; Lamiaceae.
AUGCCGAUUCCAUCUCAAGCGGCUUGGGUGGUGAAGAAAAUAUUGGGAGCCAGAGACUAUAUGGCUACACUUCCUGACGGUGACACUCUGAUGGAGCAAGACAACUUUUCCAUCAAAAAGCUCUAUAUAGCAUUGAGAGGCACUCCGGAGAAAAGGAACUGGCAUCAUAUGAUCAGUAAAAGCAUAGCUGCGCCAAAGUGUCUCUUCAUCUUAUGGUUAGCUAUUAUGAAGAGGAUGACAACAUGUGAUAGACUGCAGAAAUUUGGUAUUCAAUGUGACCAAGCUUGUUGUUUGUGUUCACAAGGGAAUGAAUCUCUUAAUCACUUGUUCUUCUUGUGUCCCUAUUCUGCCAAAGUGUGGGAUAAGUUUGCUAUGUGGUGUGGUGUUCAAAGGAAAGCUGGAGCUUGGGAUGAUGAAGUGGAGUAUUUAGAAAGACAAGGAGCUUCGAAGACGGGGAAGCAGCUUAUGUAUAGACUGUUGGUGGCUACAAUUGUCUAUCACAUAUGGAGAGAAAGGAAUGAACGAAGAUUUAACAGCAAGGCUUCCCAUGAAGAGAGUGUAGUUAGACAAUGUCAAUUGAUGAUGGUGGUAAGAGGAGAGUUGAACCCUAAAGUUCACAAAAUGUUUGUGAACUAA